Molecule: messenger RNA, 861 nt
Organism: Exophiala spinifera
Lineage: Eukaryota; Fungi; Ascomycota; Eurotiomycetes; Chaetothyriales; Herpotrichiellaceae
Exons: 1
Coding region: 1-861 (286 amino acids)
Source: RefSeq, a predicted model, not a curated record
AUGGGUCAGCUUCCCUCAAGAACGGAUCAAUCAUGGCCGGAAUGGAGGGAUCAGCGAGAGCACAUCUUGAUGGAGAAGCUUCUCAAGGGAUUACUGGACUCUCUCAGAAGUGCCAGGAUGGGCAGACUAGUGACCCAACCAAGUAACCAUGAUAUGACCUGCUUUACGUUUGGCUGUACUGCCCAGGAUAUUGAUCGCGGAGUUCUGAGACGAGAUACCUUUGUUUCGAACAUGGUCCCUCAACAGGAGUCGAGUGUUCACAACGUACAACACCCCGGUAAUACCUCCUCAGUCGAGAAACGGACAAUUUUUACGAUCAGGAACCUGGAGAACAAUGUUAAGGGGGGAGACAAUAGCACUUCUCCAUCCGAACCUACCAUGGAUUUUGUUCUUGGAGCCACCCUCCAAUCAAAAGUGGAUGCUUUCAUCGGACAGCGUGAUAUGGGAACGGACUCAGGCAAAGAUGCCCUUACUAAUGACAUACGAAUUCAAGCAUCCUGGACUCAUGAAAACAUUAUCGCCCUUCAACGAUGUUCACAGAGCAUGAAACUGCCUCAACAAGACAUCUAUGCAUACAGUGGACAGUCGAACGACCUACAGAUAUCGCUGGAUCUUCUCGUUCAGGAAAGAGCUGACUUAGAGAACCAAUUAACGACGGCAUUGCAUGAUUUGGAAGAGACAAGAGCGGUGAUAUUGACACUACAAGAUGUCCUAGAUAAGGAACGGGCCGAAAAACGAGAACUUCAGGCGCAGCUGGAUGAUUACUUUUUGACUGUAAAAUCGAUCCACGCCGAAUGGCUCACUAUGAAAGAGAAAAUCGCUUCUUGCAAAUCAGCGCAACAACAACUAGAAACGGCUUAA